Messenger RNA from Microthlaspi erraticum, 1059 nucleotides. Lineage: Eukaryota; Viridiplantae; Streptophyta; Magnoliopsida; Brassicales; Brassicaceae. The record is from the annotation of a GenBank genome assembly.
AUGUUGCUCAAUUUUUCACCAACGAAACCUCUCUUCUCUCCACCCAAUCUCCGCCGGAAUUCACCGGCAUUCCUCAUUUCUCCGCCGAGAUCCCUCCGCGUCCGCGCAAUCGACGCCGCCCAGAUCUUCGACUACGAGACCCAGCUCAAAUCCGAGUACCGAAGAUCCUCUGCUCUCAAAGUCGCCGUCUUGGGCUUCGGAAAUUUCGGCCAAUUCCUCUCCAAAACCUUAAUCCGACACGGCCACGACCUAAUCACCCACUCCCGAUCCGAUUACUCCGACGCAGCCAACUCAAUCGGCGCUCGUUUCUUCCACAACCCUCACGAUCUCUGCGAACAGCACCCGGACGUCGUCCUCCUCUGCACCUCAAUCCUCUCCACAGAGUCCGUCCUCAGAUCUUUCCCAUUCCAGCGACUCCGCCGCAGCACGCUCUUCGUUGACGUCCUCUCCGUCAAGGAGUUCCCGAAAGCCCUCUUCCUCAAAUACCUCCCCAAGGAAUUCGACAUCCUCUGCACUCACCCAAUGUUCGGUCCGGAGAGCGGGAAGCAUUCCUGGUCAGGCCUCCCUUUCGUCUACGACAAGGUGAGGAUCGGAGACGAAGCUUCGAGAAACGAGAGGUGUGAGAGGUUUCUGAGGGUUUUCGAGAACGAAGGUUGUAGGAUGGUGGAGAUGAGCUGUGAGGAGCACGACAAGCACGCUGCUGGGUCGCAGUUCGUGACGCAUACAAUGGGAAGGGUUUUGGAGAAGUUUGGAGUUGAGUCUUCGCCGAUUAAUACUAAAGGUUACGAGACGUUGCUGGAUUUGGUGGAGAACACGUCGAGUGAUAGCUUCGAGCUUUACUAUGGUUUGUUUAUGUAUAACCAGAAUGCUCUUGAACAGUUGGAGAGAUUGGAUAUGGCGUUUGAGUCUAUCAAGAAGGAGCUGUUUGGGAGAUUGCAUCAGGUUUACAGGAAGCAAAUGUUUGGUGGGGAGGUUCAGUCUGGUAAGAAAACAGAGCAGAAGUUGCUUAACAAUGGUGUUGUUCCGGUGAAAGAGAUUUCAUCAUCAUCAUCAUCUUAA